GAUGCACUUAUCAGUUCAAGACGGUGGGACAAAUUCAUGAGCAAAACACUUGAAAAGCUUGAGCCACCCGAAUGAAAAUAACAUGUUAAAAAAUACCAAAAAGUCAACCGCCCAAACACUUGCAUUUGAUAGUGGUUUGGAUUUAUGUUGAAACACAAACCAAUUAGAUCUACGAUGUGACUUUAUUCAAUCAUUCAAGUGUUUGGGCACUUGAAUAAAAAGUGUGGCAUAUUUUCAGUGGAGCAUCCGAAUACACUCAGCCAAAAUAUUGUGCGUUCAGUUCCUAGCUGGACUCGGUCACUGGAAACGACCGGCGACUCAGUGACCGACGAAAUAGGCGGCGGGCCAGAUGCGGGCAUAAAAAUGUCAAAAUCUCUUCCCCCCUCACUUCGUCUCACCAUCCAGCUGCAGCUUUGUUGACAAACAAACGGAGCACGCGGUCGCAUGAUGGCGGCAUCAAGCCAGAAUUAGGGGUGAUCAUGUGAUUAAAAAUGAAAGUUUUUUCAAGAAAAAUAAUAUUUUUCCGACCGAAUAAAAAAAUGGCGAACAUGUUCAAACAAUUAUUCCUGAGGUCGGAGAAGUGAUGAAAAAGCAAAAUUAUAAUCCAUGAUUUUUCUAUAAAUUGAAUUUUUUUCACUCUAACUAGGAACCCCUAGGUCUAUCCACGACCGUUUCCAAUGACCGUGAGAAGAUGCCAGAAAAUCCAGCUACGAGCUAAAUCCACAAUAUCUUUUGAAAUUCAUAUGGCAAACCAUAUAUACGUCGAAAACAUUCUCAUUUUUACAUUUCAUAUGCUUAACAUAUGGCUUAUGAUUUUAUUUAAUUUAUAAGGUUCACUUAUGACAUUCAUUAAUGCUGCCUAUGUGAAAAAGUCAUAUGGUAAACCAUAUAAACAGUAAAUGUACUAUGGUGGAGCACAUCAAACAAUUGGCAAAGCAGGCUCCAGCAUAUCUCAGUUUUCAGAAAAGAACACCUCGCCUGGAAAUGGACCGGUUGAAAGUUCGUCGGGGAAAAUCUUCUGUUCCCGGGCCGGCGGUCAAGUGGUGUCCGAAAUCGAACGCCUUCCACCGAGGGAAGGUUUUAGUCCGGCGCGGAAGGCAUUACUUGACCAAGCCUUACAAGGAAGUUCACCGGAAGUUUUCUUUACACUUCAGACGGCUCAACCCAUGACCAACCGGAACAGUAUGCAAAUGCGACAGUCAAAUCUGGUGGUGUCAGUGCGUCCACGGCCGCCGGUACCAGUGUCACCCGAGAUAAGCUUCAAGUUUGGGGGAAGAAAGAUCAACAGCAGCAGAGUGCGGAAAAGUAGAUCGUCAAAUCGUCAUCGGAAGCAUCUCAAGCCCCUAAAUCUACUGAGAUCACCUCUUCAGAAACCUGUCUCACGGGGCUGCGGACAGGCAGUCGAUGAAAACGCCGGAAACAGCACCGCUGACAUUGACCGCUCGAUGCCCAACAGCGUGACUACAAAGCCGAUGAAGGUUGAAGGUCUGCGAAGGCGGUCCUCCGGCGCGGAACGCAUCACCCGCUAGGAAGACAACUUUGGCCACGAAGUUCAGUCUUCACUUCUGCAAGUCGCGGCGGGCGUUUCCGGAACGCUGACCGGCCGUAAAUAAGAAUCUCCUGAAGAAAGCUGUUAAGACGACGAAUAUAAUAUAAUUUGAUUGAAAUAAAUUUUGAAUAUCUGGCUAAUUAAAUUUUGUAGCAUUUAAAAG
Culex pipiens pallens (northern house mosquito) is the source of this 1712-nucleotide messenger RNA. RefSeq lists its product as uncharacterized. The record is from RefSeq and is a predicted model, not a curated record. The transcript has 3 exons. Lineage: Eukaryota; Metazoa; Arthropoda; Insecta; Diptera; Culicidae. The coding region runs from base 900 to 1529 and encodes 209 amino acids.